Messenger RNA from Helianthus annuus (common sunflower), 1933 nucleotides. RefSeq lists its product as uncharacterized. The coding region runs from base 268 to 726 and encodes 152 amino acids. The transcript is spliced from 5 exons. The record is from RefSeq and is a predicted model, not a curated record. NCBI's taxonomy places the organism in Eukaryota, Viridiplantae, Streptophyta, Magnoliopsida, Asterales, Asteraceae.
CUUUUUACUCUCCUUCUUUCUCAAGCUUCGCCAUUCUACACAAACCCUAAAACCAAAGUUGUUCAUCAGGUUCUUUCGUUCAAUAAUCCUUCGUCGCCGCUUUCAUUCUUCGUUGUGGCGAUCAGAGGUUUGAUAAACGUUCAAUUCCCCACAAACCCUAAAACCAAAGACGCCAUUCAUUUUCAAUCGUUUUUCGUCGAUUCAAGUUUGAUAAACAAAGUGCCGUCGUCGAAGAAGAUAAGUGCACCGGUGAGGAACUGUUUUGGAAUGAUCGGACGGGAAUGUGUGAUUAAGGCGUAUCACUUUCUUGUGGAUCUAGGUCAAAAGGAUGAAAAAUCUCAGGUCUUUGCAAUUGAAGGUGAAGAUAACUUUUCACAUGUUAUAAAGGACGACUUUCCGCUGCCCAAGGUGCUUGCUGGAGCUCUGGAAGCUCGGAAGAACGACAUUCAUGUGAAGACUUUGUUGACGAUAUGCGAGGGACGUGAAGGUACGGAGUUAUCGGAUGGAGAUGUGUUGCUUUUUCCUGAAAUGAUUAAGUACAGCUGCACGAGGCUCCCAAGGGUCCCGGAGGUCAACUUGGACCUGAUGACGCAUCCUACCGUGCAUUUCUGCAAGAGGCUGAUUAUUAUCUCACACAUGAUGUUCAUGUGUAAGAUGAUAAUCACCGAUUUUCAUUUGCAAAUUGUUGUUAGUUGUGUUUUUAAACCAUACUUGAUCCUGUUAUAAUUCGGGUGUUCAUGAUAUGAUGAUAUGUUUAGGUCUAUAAUUGGUAUGCAAUAAUCCAAAAGUUGUGCUGCUAUGUCUCAAUCAGACAAGUGGAUAUGGUUGUGCAUUAUGUGGGCAUUGGAUCUAAUAAUUCCAAAAUAAGGAUCACGAGGCAUGGUGGAGGCUGUCGAAACGCAUUUUCCAAGUGCGUUUCAUGGGUUUUGUUUACGGUACGUGAGUGAAAACUUUCGUGAUACGUUCAAAAAACUCGAAGUUGGUAAACAUUUGCGGUGUAUGCUCUUACGCCAGUCGAGUUCGAAAGCAAAAUAUCUGAAAUGUUGGAGGUUUCGCAAGAUGUUAUUCACUGGCUUCAAGAGUUUCCACCUCAGCUUUGGGCUGUCGCGUACUUCGAGGGAGUCUGUUACGGUCAUUUCACGUUAGGCGUCACCGAACUUUUAUAUAACUAGGCGUUAGAAGGUCAUGAACUUCCAGUUGUUCAAUUAAUGGAACACAUUCGUCAUCAGUUAACUACGUGGUAUGAAAACCGACAAAACAUGGGGAUGGUGUGGAACUCGAUCGUUGUCCCGUCAGCCGAAGCGAAGAUUCUAGAAGCUGUCGCUGAUGCGCGUUGUUACCAGGUGUUAUGUGCAAACGAAGUCGAGUUCGAGGUUGUUUCAACCGAAAGAACAAAUAUUGUCGACAUAAGAAGUCGAGUAUGUUCAUGUAGGCGGUGGAAAAUAUAUGGUCUUCCAUGCGCACACGCUGCAGCCGCGUUAAUGCCUAGCGGGAAAAACGCGCAUGUGUUGGCUGAUUAUUGUUUUAAAGUGGAAAGUUACCGGGAAACAUAUUCGCAAAUGAUAUAUCCGAUUCCUGACAAAAGCCUUUGGAAGGAUGUUAACGAAGGUGCAAAGGGCGAGAUGGUAAUUUGGCCACCGAAAACACGAAGGCCACCGGGUCGGCCAAAAAAGAAGGUUCUUAGAAUCGAGAGUUUGAAACGACCGAAAAGAAUUGUUCAGUGUGGUCAUUGCCAUAUGUUGGGGCACUCGCAAAAAAAAGUGUACAAUGCCGAUUUGAGUGUUACCGCUACGCUCUCUGUUUUUCUAAUCUAUAUCAGUUUGUUAUUUGUUUUCAGUUUUUUUGAUAGUUGGCAUAGAGUUGUGUAUUUUGUAUGCUUAUCAAGUUUGAAAAAUAAUCUAUUUCUUAGUUUUAUAUUUUAUUUUGUUUGUUA